Molecule: messenger RNA, 1458 nt
Organism: Sordaria macrospora k-hell
Lineage: Eukaryota; Fungi; Ascomycota; Sordariomycetes; Sordariales; Sordariaceae
Source: RefSeq, a predicted model, not a curated record
AUGCCUUCCUUUGCUUCUGCCUUUCGCCAUCGAAGCAAUUCUGCUCCGCCGCUGAGCCAGUUCGGUCCUCAUGCAGUCGCUGACCCUAUGCCAGACCGAGAGGAGCGUCCCGAGAGGACUGGUCGCCGACGACCCUUCUCGUCACUGAUGAAAAAGCUGAAGAGCAUGAAGCCCGGUGAUGCUGUUCGACAUGCCAGCUCCAAGAAGAACAAUUCCAAGAAGCAAGCCGACAACAACCCAUAUUCAGCCGUUGGCCGCUCCAACUCCGACCACGUUCAAAUCGCCCUGACCCCGCCGCCGACCAGCCAUUAUUCGGUAUCCUCGACAAGAAGCGCAAGAACAUCGAGCACAACAUCCGUAGACCCUUCAGAUGACUCUGUCAGGUUGUCAACCGAUGGCCACCCGCCUCCCACCAUGGGCGGUCGAUCGACUAUAGCUCCGACGGUCGUCACCGAUCACGAGACCUCGUGUUCCAUGGCCGCGCCGUCCUACGGGGCCUCCUCGGUCACUGGCACAACGCGUACCGCAAAUAUCGACUCCCGUCGGGGCAAUGAUAGCACCUUUUCGUCCCCCGCGCCGUCUGUCCGCUCCUUGACUACAACCCUGACGACAAUACAAUCUUUUGUGCCCAAUGGUGCCGCUGCCACGCACAACAACAGCAAUCCGAACAGCACCAAUAUGUCCAACAGCCCUAAUCACCACCAUCACAACCAUCACUCUCAUCACUCCACCUCACAAAUAAUCCACUUCAACCAACCUUUCCCGACGACUGCCACUCCGGUUUCCGCCAUACCAGCCCAUCUUGUACCCUCCGGUCAGGGUGGGAACUCGCCUUUCUACCCGACUACCUACCAUACCGCCACGGCGAACAACCUGCUUACGGAUAACGCCUCCAUCCUGACCCUCGCAUCCUCCUCCAAGCGCCGCCGCCGGCGCUCCUUCGAUACUGACGCCUCGGUUCGUGCUCUCGCGCCCUCUUCUCUCUUUGGAGGCAGUCGGGAGUCUCUUCCUCUCAGCGUCCUCAGUUCCAACAUGGAAGGCGGCACAAUUGGCGGCAUGAGCGGCGCCACCACGCCUGGCGGUCUCUAUCGCGGACCGAACGCCUUGACCAACGACCGCACAAGCAUCUACUCUUCUACUACAGGGAUCCUAGCCAGCGACAGGAACAGCUUUUAUUCGAAGCAGGCCAUCGGCGGCACCGGUGUCGGAGGAGAUGCGGCUAGUGUGAGGAGUGGGUUGUUGGGGCAUGGAAGGGCUGAGAGUAUCAAUGGAAGUAUCGGCGGAGGGUUAACUCCUGCGCCUAUGAACGGAGUUGCGUCGGCGGGCAGCUUGGUUGGGCUCACGGCUGCGACAUCACCCAAUACAUUGGCUAGUCCGAGGGAUAGGGACAGAGAGAGGAGGAUCAGUGGUGGGGUUGGUAAUGUUGAUGAGGAUGUUGAAGGGGAGGAGCGGGCAUGA